AUGGAAAAGCUUCCUAUUCAGGUCUAUCAUCACCAGUAUAACCCCAACAGCACCAAUGAAUUUGUCCACUUCGCUGGAGGGACCCAAGAUGUCGAUUCGAGGGAGCUGAGAAUUGUGAUGCUGAUGACUUUAGGAGUGAUCUGUGUGGUAGGUUUCUCUGGGAAUCUCUUGGUGAUAACCGUUCUGAUUAACAAUGCGAGAAAGGGCAAAACUUCGAUGAUAAACUCUUUGAUUUUGAACCUGAGCAUGGCGGAUUUGCUGAUCAUGCUGUUCUGUGUCCCGUUCAGAGCUGUCGCCUAUUCUAAGCCCUCCUGGGCUCUUGGCUGGUUUAUUUGCAAAACGGCAGAUUGGUUUCUGCAAUGCUGUUUGGCUGUGAAGAGUUUUACAGUGGCUGUGUUGGCCAAAGCUUGCUUCAUGUACGUGACACAUCCAUCCAAACAGGUCCAAAUUAAGCAUCACAGAAUCAUGGCUCUCAUCACUUCCAUAUGGGGAAUAGCGUUCAUUCUCCCCAUCCCUGACUGGCUCUAUGCUACUGUCAAGUACGAGACGGAUAAAGUUCUGUGUGUUUUUGAAAUCCCAACGUAUGCAUCUGAUGUUAUGGCAGUUUUUGCAAAGGUCUACCCCAGCCUGGUUUACUGCCUCCCCAUGAGCUUCGCAUUUGUUUAUCACUGGAAAGCUUUCAGGAGAUGCAAACGUCGAGGGACUAAAACCCAAACCUUAAGGAAUCAGAUCAGAGGCAGGCGCCUGACUGUGAUGCUUUUCAGUGUCAGUCUGACCUUUGCUGCCAUGUGGGCUCCAGAGUGGGUCGCUUGGGUUUGGAUGAGACACAUUCAGAAGAACGGCUCAGCUCCUCCUCUCUCAUUCACCCUGAUGGCUCAAAUGCUGGUCUUUACAAUUUCUUCAGUCAACCCUCUCAUCUUUGUUGCCAUAUCCGAGGAGUUUAGAGAAGGUUUCAAGGGCCUGUGGAAGAGAAUGAUUUCCAGGAAGUCUCAAAGAGCACCAGAUGUUCCAGGUGCCCAAUCCCAGACUAACCCUGAAAGUGUUCCACCAGAUCCCGCACCGUCUCACGAGAUAGAACCUGUCUGGGUCCGGGACCAAGAGGCUCCAACUAAGGAACCAUCAGACAGCCCAUCAAGUAAAACCGGUAAUAUCGUCCUGUCAGACAUGGAACAGUUUUGGCAUGAUAGACAGAAUACACCAGGCUGCACAGAAGAUGACCCAAUCCCUUGGGAACAUCAGAAAGAUUCAGAAUUGCCCCAGCACAUGGAGGCCACUGGAACAAUCUAA
Molecule: messenger RNA, 1287 nt
Organism: Callorhinchus milii (elephant shark)
Lineage: Eukaryota; Metazoa; Chordata; Chondrichthyes; Chimaeriformes; Callorhinchidae
Gene: gpr151
Product: G protein-coupled receptor 151
Exons: 1
Coding region: 1-1287 (428 amino acids)
Biological process (GO): G protein-coupled receptor signaling pathway
Cellular component (GO): membrane
Molecular function (GO): G protein-coupled receptor activity
Source: RefSeq, a predicted model, not a curated record